AUGCGUAUCAAGACCAUAAAGUUGAGUGAAGCAAUUGACUUCGAACAGUUCAGCAAUGCAACGAAACUCUUCAGAGUCACCGCUCUCAUCCUAAAGUUUAUCAGAAAUGUAAAGGUAGCGAGAAACCGGAGAAGAGAACCGCAAAAUAAAAAACCAACCCUGACGGUAGAAGAGAUCAGUGAAGCAAAGAGCUUACGGAUUCGCGAAAUACAGGAACCUAUGAAGCACGAAAAGAAUUUCGAGAAUCUAAAGCAACAACGCGGUUUAUUCAGCAAAGAUGGUAAAAUUCUGAAGUGCAAAGGCAGACUGGGGAACGCUCCACUGGACAUCCAAGGCAGACAACUUCUGAAGAAAACGCCUCAUCAGUGUGUUAUCUGCAAGAAACUAGGUUUGCCUUACAAGGCCCCCAAAAGAGCUGAUCUACCCGAAACAAGGGUCACCGAUAUCCCUACGUUCACGCACGUGGGAGUUGAUUUCGGCGGCCUGUUAUUUACGAAGACUACCAGAGUUACAGCCAGAACUUACAUCUGCCUGUUUACAUGUGCUACGUCCACAGUGAUGCACCUUCCAGACUUAUCCUCAGAAGCGUUCAUUGGAGGUCUUCAACGAUUUGCUGGAAGACGAGGAAUACCAGCCUCCAUAACAUCUGACAACGCCAAAACGUUCAAGGGAACCAACAUAGACCUUACCCAGCUAUUCAGAGACAUGAAAGCCCAAGAUUUUGCCACCAACCAAAACAUCACUUGUAAAUUCAUUCUAGUGAAAGCGCCAUGGUGGGGAGGAUAUUAUGAGUGUAUGAUCUAG
Molecule: messenger RNA, 804 nt
Organism: Stylophora pistillata
Lineage: Eukaryota; Metazoa; Cnidaria; Anthozoa; Scleractinia; Pocilloporidae
Source: RefSeq, a predicted model, not a curated record